AUUAUUUAUUUUAACUUUAUUUACUAAUAUCUUAUGAAAUUAAAUAAAUGAAUUGGUUUUAAAGGCAGCCUAAACCGAUAAGUGUGAUUUUUAUUGUCCUUACUGUACUAUGGCGGCUUUACUUAAAAAGAGAGCUUUGGCUGAAUACAAUAAAUCAUUCCAGGAUGGUCCAUCUUCAAAAAAGCUCCAUUUAGCUAAGAAACCAUUAAUUGGCAGUUCUGCAGCAGCCUUUGUAGGACUUUUGGAAAAAUGCAAAUCGAGCGAGGAGGCGCUUCAAUUACUUUUAAGGAUAUCAGAUUGCUUACAAUUUCAAGAGUCCGAUGUUGAGGAAGCGAUCAAAAAGCUUUCGGAACAUUUCCAAUCUGAAGAGGAAUCAGUUGUUAGAGUGAAAAUAUUGUGGUUAUUCUGCGAUAUAGGCCUGGAAUGUCCAGGUGCUAACUUAAACAGUUUAAUAGAAGAAACAAUACAUUUAAUUAAAAAUGAAACAUCUCACAAAGUUAUUGCCCAAGGUGUUGCAACAUUAUUAAAACUAGGCACAAAAUUGAACGAUGAUAAGAUUUUGAUGAUGCGUCUGGUAAAUGUUGCAAAAGACAAUCUAAAAGACACAAGUCAUUCAGUGAAGUGCAGAUGUCUCCAACUGAUCAGUGAAUUGUACCCCAUCUAUCCUAAGUCAGAUAGAACUCAAGAUAUGACAACGGAAGCUGAUGCUAUUGUCAAAUUGUUGGGGGAUUAUUCUAACGCUGAGGAUGCAAGAGUGAGAUGUGAGGCAUUCCAAUCUUUAUUAACAUUACAUGAGCGAGGGCAGACUUUAAAUGCCUCUUUGUAUGAACAUGUGUGUGAAUCACUGUCUGACGACUAUGAAAUUGUUAGAGAAGUCGCUCUUAAGCUCCUUUGGCUGCUGGGAAAUAAGUAUCCAGAGAAUACGAUAACUCUACCGGAUGGUGAGACCACAAUGCGUCUGGUGGACGAUGCGUUUGUCCGCAUCUGUUCAGCGGUGAACGACCUGUGCAUGCAGGUGCGUGCACUGGCCUGCUCGCUGCUCGGCACCACGCGUAACGUCUCUGACCGCUUCUUGCUGCAGACGCUCGAUAAACAACUCAUGAGUAACAUGAAGAAGAAGCGCACUGCUCACGAGCGCGGGGCGGAGCUGGUGCGGUCUGGGGCGUGGGCGAGCGGGCGGCGCUGGGCUGAUGACGCGCCCGGCCAGCUCGUGCCGCAGGACAGCGUGCAGCUGCUGCCCGGUGGUGCGGCCGGCGCCUUCGUACACGGACUAGAGGAUGAGUUCAUGGAGGUUCGCACGGCGGCGGUGGAAGCGGUGUGCCAGCUGUCGCAGGAGAGCGCAAUCUUCGCGACCACCUCGCUAGACUUCCUCGUAGACAUGUUCAACGAUGAGAUCGAGGACGUGCGCGUGCGCGCCAUCAACAGCCUCACCAAGAUGUCACACCACAUCAUAUUGAGAGAAGAUCAACUUGAGAUUAUCUUGGGCGCUCUGGAGGACUUUUCAAUGGAUGUCAGAGAAGGGCUGCACAGAAUGCUCGGAUCGUGUACUGUCGCGUCCAAAACGUGUCUCGAAAUGUGUAUCGACAAAAUAUUGGAGAAUCUGAAAAGAUAUCCUCAGGACAAGCGUUCUACAUUCCGCUGUGUGCAGCGCAUGGGCAGCGCGCACGCGGCGCUCGUGCUGCCGCUGGCGACGCGUCUGCUCGCUGUGCAUCCAUUCUUCGACAUGCCCGAACCGGACGUCGAGGAUCCAGCUUACAUGUGCAUACUGAUCUUGGUGCUGAACGCGGCGCAGCACUGCACAACCAUGCUGCCGCUGUUCGAGGAGCACACUAUCAAGCACUACACAUAUCUCAGGGACACAAUGCCGCAUCUCGUGCCGCAUCUACCCAUUGGUGAGUCUCAGUUGUCGCGCACGGAGCGCAGUGAGCUGCUGGACGACAGCGCAGUGCGGCGCUUCUUCGACACUGUGCUGCAGCACAUCGACAACACAGCGCUCUCAGCCAACGUGCGUCUCAACAUGCUGCGAUCCGCUGAGGAACAGCUCAAUAAGCUGUCAGAGAUGGAGCCGAUGUGCGCGGGUGCAGCUAUAUUCACAGCGUUGUUCGCGCGCUGUGUGCUGGCGCUGCAUGACGCACUGCUGGCUGCAGGUGGACCGCCACCACAUGCACUCGCACAACUCACCACUGACUGUCUCAGACUACAGCAUCAGUUCAGCGGCGUGUCGGAGCAGGAGAGCGCGUGCGUGGGUCAGGUGGCGCUGCGUGUGGCGGCGGCCCGGCUGUGUGCUCCCGAGGCUGCGGCCGGAGUCGCCAGCGCCUCCGCCACAGCCACCGGCACUGCGCCCUCCGCACCUCUAGCUGCCAUGUCCGCCGCAGCCGCACUCACGCACCAGGCCGAGCUGCUCGACAGACUGCUCGCCUCCGCAGGUGUGGAACCGGACGCGUUCACAAUCGCGGUAUUCCAGCAGCUUUCAGCGAGCGGAGAGCACAAGCCGGCCGCGCUCGCACGCGCACUACUGCCGCGUCUACUCUCCGCACCACUACCAGCCAUACCUAAACCCAACCUAAAGAUCCGGAUGUGCACUGCGAGUAUAGUGGAGCCGGCGAGUGACAACGAUACUGUGGUGCGGUUCAGCGCUGGUUUGAUCGCGGGUGUCGCGCUCGAGGCGGAGGUGGUGCGCGUGCGCGAGCCUGCCGCACUGCGCGUGCGCGUCGCCUACCCUGACCGUCGUGUGCACGCGCUCGUCCCCCCCACUGACCACCUGCGCACACUCGACCAUCUUGAUAACAAUGAUGACGGCACACAGAAUGUUCGUUUGUUAACAAAAGUGUUGAUAUCUCAUGGGGUAUGGACGGAGCCGUGUGGGGUCGACAUCUCUAUUUGCCUAGCUGUGGAGGAGGCGAGCAGCAGAGAGCCCGCCGCACUAGUCGAGCUGUGCCGACCUGUGCGCGUCACUGUCGCUCCCAAACCCAUCAAGAGAGGCAUAUAGUAUAAAUAAGAUAGAACAGAAGUUCAGCAGCGUUGUGUAAUGGUCUGUCAUCGGCGGUAUUUCUAGACCGCUACGGCUUAGGGUCCUUCAAGAAGCGAGUGUAUCACCAUCUCAAAGGCCGGCAACACUUCUGCAGUACCUAUGGUAUUGCAGCCAAAGGCACAAGCCAAAAACAGUCAUCAUAACAGUUGGCAACAUAUCCUUUUUCAGCAAAUAAAUAGAUAUUAUAGUG
This is a messenger RNA of Papilio machaon (common yellow swallowtail), 3221 nucleotides long. It is a transcript of the gene IntS4, whose product is annotated as integrator complex subunit 4. The record is from RefSeq and is a predicted model, not a curated record. The transcript has 16 exons. NCBI's taxonomy places the organism in Eukaryota, Metazoa, Arthropoda, Insecta, Lepidoptera, Papilionidae. Gene Ontology annotation, biological process: snRNA processing. The coding region runs from base 110 to 2989 and encodes 959 amino acids. Gene Ontology annotation, cellular component: integrator complex.